AUGUCAAUGUCCAGUCCUUCCAUUAUCUUUCAUCAGGGCUUACGAUGUACUAAAGUCCCGCGAAGGUCAGCCGCGGCUGUAUCGCCUUCCAUCAAUCUCUCCACCUCGACUUCCUCCCCGAUAACUACCACUUCGACCGACGGACCAAACUUAACUACAGAUCCAUCACCAGACGUUGAGACCUCCCCAUUCAAUGACCCUACUACGUUAAGCACAUCGCAAGCAACGGCGUCGCAAUCGAGUACAGAAACGCCUAACACGAUACCAACGCAUCUACCACCUGUCAGCUCUUUCGUCAUCACCACUACAGUUAGUGAUUCGUAUCCUUCAAGUACUGAGGGUAUUACGAAGACAUACAGUCUAGUAUCAUCCUAUGAUGCCGGUUAUUCAACGCUGGAGCCAAUUGCGUCAAGCAUACAUAGCAGUUUCUCGAGCUCGAGCUCCACAGAGGCUAUCCUAAGGCAUACCUCCCGUACGAGAGGGCCUUCAACGGCGACUACCUCAACGGCAACGGGAGAUGUCCUUCCCAAAAACAACUCGGAUCAUGGAAGUUCACUUUCGUCUCCAGACAAUGGAUCACGUGCCUCGCUCCGCACUCUACUUGGCAGCGUACUCGGUGCGAUGGGCUUCAUUGCAGCUGUUUUUCUGAUCUGCUUACUGUUAUUCAGACACAGGCGGAGGAGAUCAGGCGGAGACCAAUGCUUUGGAGGGAAUGAAAAGCUUCUAAGAGCCGACCGACAAUCGGCAGAUUCCUCGGCUGGCUUACAGUACGGAUACGUUUCUGGAGGGUCUAUGCGCUCGCAAUACAAAUAUGCACCAGAAGCUCGGAUGAGCGCCUACUACCAGGAUGAUAGCAAUCGAGCAUCAGCGUGCUAUUCGGAUCCUUUUUCAGAUUCCGCAGAGAUGCAUGGAAGAUUGCGAAACGACAUGCUUGGAAUAGAAGAUACAACUCAGUCUCUAUUCAUGGACCAAAAAUAUGACCAAAAGCCGGUUAUUCCAGGGGAGAAUCUACCGCUUCGAACAUUUUCCGAUAGCAUUUUACCAACUGUCCAUGCGGGGCGAAGACGGUCCGAAUUACCCUUGAGCUCAGAGCACGGAUCUAUUUAUAGCAGUGAUCGUAGCUUGGGCAGCACUCUCAUUCUUCCUGGGCGAAGUAGUCUAGGGAGCAGCUUGCAGAGAUUCAGCUACCGGGUUUCGGCGGCAGAACUUGAACCAUGCGGUGCAAACGAACUGGUGACUAAAAUUAGCCCGCGCAGUACACGGAGUGAUCCGUUUGAUCUGGAAGUUCCAGCGAGGGCGGUACACCCAAUUGGUUCAGCGACGCAGCUAAGACCGUAG
Messenger RNA from Aspergillus bombycis, 1338 nucleotides. RefSeq lists its product as uncharacterized. The record is from RefSeq and is a predicted model, not a curated record. The transcript has a single exon. The coding region runs from base 1 to 1338 and encodes 445 amino acids. Lineage: Eukaryota; Fungi; Ascomycota; Eurotiomycetes; Eurotiales; Aspergillaceae.